Molecule: messenger RNA, 1887 nt
Organism: Caenorhabditis angaria
Lineage: Eukaryota; Metazoa; Nematoda; Chromadorea; Rhabditida; Rhabditidae
Source: the annotation of a GenBank genome assembly
AUGUGUUUUCUGCCAGGUUUUUUAUAUUGGAAUAAUAUAUGCGGUAUGGACUUGGAAUGUUUGAAUCGAGAGCCAUUUUAUUACACACUUUGUCUUCAUGUUUUGGCUUUGAUUUCAUUCCCGAUCAAUUUAUUUGGAUGUUAUUUGAUUGUUUCGAAAUCACCGAAAAAUUCGAAAUAUAAAUAUAGACAGCUUUAUGUGCAGGUGGGUUUUUUUGACAUAGGAUAUUAUUAUUAUUAUUUUGAUAAGUGCAAAAAUUGUUGAAAAAUUAUCAGUUUUUUGCAGAUAGUUACAUCAAUUGUUGAAAAUUAUAUGACUUGGAUUGGUGGUGGGUAUUAUUUAUUUCCAAUGGUUGGUGGAUUCAAUACCUCUUCUAUAACAACAUUGGUCACAAAUCCUCACACAAGUGUUGUUUUUUAUUUUUUCGUAUUUGCAUUUGAAUUGCCAGCUUUGUUGAGUUGUUUUCAAUAUCGAGCUGAUUCGGCGGCUGAAUUAGAUGAGGUUUGUUUUUUUUUAUUCGAGAUCACAAAACAUUUGUAUAAAUAUAAAUUCUAAAUAUUCUGGAAAAAUAAUUUCUAAAAAAACAUUCGAUUUUUAUCAUUUUCAAACGUGACCUUUUUCUUUUUUCUGAAAAUAUGUUUUGUUUAUGAAAACAACUCAUUUUUCGUUUACCAAACUCAAUAAAAAGUAACCUUUCAAAGAUUGAGUACUGUAAGUUCAAAUCCUUCUCUUUUUAGGAAAAAUCUGCAAACACUUUGGAAACAUACAACAAACGCCACGUGAAAACCCCUACUGUACUUGUUUUUUUUUCAGAAAAGUCGAAUUCCGUCAAUUAUAAGUUAUACGAUUUGUUUUUUAUGUCAUUGUUAUCCAUUUGUAAUUGCAAUAUCUUUAUAUUUAUCGAAACUUUCCCCUGAAGAACAAUAUCGAUUUAUUUCGACGAAUUUUCCAAAAUGUAUUCAUGUUCUGGAGAAUCCCGAAUUUAUUGUUUAUGAUUAUUCAACUAAUUUUUGGCUUGGAAUUUCUGGAAUUUCAACUAUGAUUUGGACUGUUUCUUAUGCUUUGUGAGUUAUUUUUUGGGUUUGGGAUAAUUUAAAAUUUCAAACAAAAAACCAUAACAAAUCUAAAAAUAAUGAUUUCGUGCUUUUUCAAGUUUCCUGGAUCAAAUGAUUAUUUUUAUCUAAAAUGUUAAAAUAUCAUGAAAUUGCUCAAUUUGUAGCCUGUCGACCUUUCAAAUUGAAUAAAAGCAGCUGCUUCUAUUUCAUAAACAUAAAUAUAGUUACUACGACUUUUUUCCAAUUUUCCUAGAAAAUGAAACAUUUUCAAGUUUUCCGGAUUUUUUGAAUUGAAAUUAUACGGUAACAAAUUUUUUUAAUCGGUUCUGAUUUUUUGCCAUUGAAAAUUAACAUUCUGAAUUUUUUCUACUGGUAUUUGAUACUCAAAUCAAUUGUAGCGAAAUGUUGAUUUCGAUAAAAUCAAUUAUAAUUUUUUCAAAUACAAACUUCUUCUCAAUCCAGAUAUUUUUUAUUCCUCGCAAUUCGCACAGUUCGAACUUUACAAGCAAUGCGUACACAUAUGUCAAUCGCAACUUUCAAACUUCAUCAAACAGCUUUGCUCACUUUAUCCCUCCAAGUUUUAAUUCCAUCAAGUCUUGUUCUAACUCCAAUUAUCUUCAUUUUUAUUGUCGUAGUCAAAAAAUUAUCGCAAUAUCAAGAAAUAGCAACUGAUACUACUUUUCUGAUCGCAGCUCAUUCAAUGGUUUCAACUAUUGUUAUAAUUUGUUGUAGUUCUCGAUAUUUAGAAGUUGUUCGAGAUAUUUUUUGUUUAAUUCCAUGGAAAAUGGAAACUAAGAUCAAUCCGAUUGUCGAAAGAUCGGCAAAAUUUUGA